Messenger RNA from Drosophila ficusphila, 4736 nucleotides. RefSeq lists its product as uncharacterized. The transcript is spliced from 7 exons. Bases 299 to 3751 code for a protein of 1150 amino acids. The record is from RefSeq and is a predicted model, not a curated record. Lineage: Eukaryota; Metazoa; Arthropoda; Insecta; Diptera; Drosophilidae. Gene Ontology annotation, cellular component: nucleus. Gene Ontology annotation, biological process: regulation of gene expression.
CCUUGUCUGCUUGUUCGUUCGCUUGUCUCUUGUGUCUCCGCCUUCGGCGUUCUUUCCACUCAGUUUUUUUUUCAAAAAAAAGCCCCACGCGAAUUUUUCGGAUUUUCCCUGGUUUUUUUCGCCACAAAAACGAUCCUUGAUUUUUGAAAGACAUUUGUUUAUUGUGAUCAAGGGAGCAAAAGGGAGGCGAAACAAAACAACAACCUGCCGAUUGCGAGGGGAAAUAUGUAAAUAAACAAAAACAGCUGGAAGAUAAACUGACUUGGGCACAUUCCACGGAGCAGGGAACAGACCUCAAAUGACUGAAGUCGAUGUCGUUCUGCCGGAGGGCGUGGCCGAGCCCACGACAAAGCUUGCCAGCGCAUCAAGUUCACCGAAACAAACCAAAACCACAGCAGAGGAUGAUGAGCAUAGGCUCAGAGCGGAGGACGAGGAGGAAAGGCGGCCGGCUGGGGAGCAGAAAGUAGAGGAGUCGCCACCUACGGAGAAGCUGGAACCCGCUGGAGACAAGGACUUAGCCAUGGAGGAUGUGGCAGAGGCUUCCCCCCAAGCUCCGGCGCCCGAGGAGCUAAUGGAGGUGGGCGACAACGAGGAAGUGGUCGAAAGCCACCUGGAAAACGACGACGAGGACUCACAGAUCACCAGCAGUAGCUCCAAGGAGCCCAAGCUGGAUGAGGAGGACGAGGAGGAAGGGGCCACCACCAACGGAGACGGGGAUCACGAGCCCGAAGACGACGACGAGGCCGAGAAGAUCGGCAGCACGGCGGAAAACAGCUGCGAGGCCGAAGAUCCCCUGGGAGCAGCGACAGUGCAGGAGGAGGAACUACGCAAAGGGAAGAAGGCCCAUCUGGAUGCCGUGGAGAGUGUGGCCAGCGAAGAGGACGAUGAGGAGGAGCCCAAAUCCAAGCAGGAGAAUGGCUUCGGAGCCAGUCCCAACCAAAAAGAGAAUGGGCAGGCCAGUUUAGCAGAAACAAAAGCGGCAGUCGCCUCCUCAGACGGCGGCGUGGUCAACCUGGACGAGGAUAGUGACGAGGAAAUGGAGGAUCUCCCGGCACACAAAGAGCCGGCCAAGCCCACCGAGAAGGCUGCCAACCCGGUGCCAUCCAGUGGAGGCGACUCCUCCGACGAUGCUGUGCUGAUAGCCUCCGAUUCGGACACGGAGUCCCCGGCUCCACCGCCGCCAGUGAAAAAGCUUUCCCCAGCGACACCAGUAGUCAAGGCCACGCCGCCACCGCCUAUCGUUCAAGAGGACGAGGAUGAUGACGACGACGAUGACUGCGUGGUGAUCGAGGACGACACACCGCCAAGUAUUUCCCCCAGCGGCAAGCGCAAGUGCGAUCUGGACGAGCUGCAGCAGCAACCCAGCCACAAGAGGCAGCGCAGCUCGACGCCCUCGGGAUUAGGCCAGCUGACUAUCAAGGACGCCCGAUCUCUGAUGCCCCACGACGGCGUUUCGUCCUCGGUGCCCGGACCCAGGGAUUCUGUCUACCCCGUUACCAUAACAAAUGCCGUGACGGGGGCAGCCACCAAUCUGGGCGUGGUGCCACCGAAGCUGGUUCCCAUGGCGGGAGGCUUGGGCGCCAGCCCAGUGCAGCUGAAUCCGCCGACGCUCUCGCUCACCGGACUGCCCAGCAUGACCAACAACGCCAACCUGCUGCCCGGCCUCACUGACGACAUGUUCGUGCUGGAAGCGCCUUCCUUCAUUGUGCCCUACAUCUACGAAAAGCCGCCGCACGAGAACAUCUGCGAGGUGGUCAAGGCCAUCGAAACCAAGUACGCGCUGUCCGCCGAGGAUUUGGCCGAGGCGGACAAGGGCGACGAGUUCGACAUGAUGACCGAGCAGAACAAGGAAGACAAGCCGGCGGAUCAGGAUGAUCAGGGGAGCAAGAAAAAGAAGAAGAAGCGCGGCGACGACGAGUCCUGGUCGGAGCAGUCGGACGACGAUGACGACGAGGACGACGACGAUGAUUCAGAAUCGGGGGUGCGCACCAAGGUGCUUAUCAAGGAGGCGAACGACGAUCUGAGCGCCCUGAAGGUGGCCAUCAAGCCAGCGGCCGCCUUGGCCACGUCCGGCGGAGCGGCGCUUAACAAUCCGGGAGGCAGCAAGCCCGGACAGGAGAACUACUUUGAGAGUCCGCUGGGCAAGUUCUUCAUGGACAUCGGCGUGGGCCUGGUGCAGGAAUACGUUCAGGCAGAUCUACUGCGACUGCAGAAGCGCAAGAUGCGCAAGGCGCAGGUCCAGAAUCCCAAGGAAUUCGAGAUGGCCAUCAAUGCGCUGUCGGGCAACCUGCAGGCGUCGAAGACGAAAAACGCCCCCUUCAAGUUCCGGAUGAAGCGAUGCGAGUUCUGCAACUUCAAGUCGGAGUCGGCCAUGGCGAUGGCAAACCACUACGAGACGCCGCACAUGAACGGCGUGCUGUACAAGUGCAACUUCUGCACGUUCGAGAUACGGAACGCCACGGAGAUCGUAUACCACAUGGAGGCGGUGCACAACAUCAAGGCGCGCCUGAUCAAGCCACUGCCCUACCACCAGUGUCCCAACUGCGGCUUCGAGGACAACGGAAAGGCUAAGCUAGCGCGCCACCAGCCUGUUUGCGCCAAGAAGUUCCGGCCAGAGUUGAACCUAGCGCCGCCCAACGACUGGGAGGCCCCGGCCAAGAUACCGCGCAUCAAGCCACGUCAUGGUCUCGUAGGCACUGCCACCGCUUAUCAGGCUAUGGCUGCACAGGCGGCGGCACAGAAGGCCGCUCUGGCCAACAUCCAGCAGCAGCAGGCGGCGGCGCAGGCCAGAAAUAAUCUCCAGGCAGCAGCGCUGGCCGCCCAGAACGCUGCUAAGAUGCGACAACGAGCGCCGCAGCCACCCAAACAGAACAUGGUGCGAAAUCCGGCGCCUGUGCGCGGGGGCAACUCGAUGAAUGCGGGCUUGUCACUGCCGAACAGUUACCAGCUCGCUGCUGGUCAGCUUGUCCAGGCAUCCAAGAAGCCGAUGGCCGGACAGCCCAGUAUCUCGAUAACGCCAUUACCUCGACAGAGCUCGGUGGGCGUAGGAGCGGGUGCCUCGUCCAGCAAGGCGCCUCAAGCGGCCGCAGGUAUGAAGCCCGGCCAGAGUCCUAGCGGCAAUAACAAGGCGCAGUUUGUCAUCUGCGAGAUCUGCGAUGGCUACAUUAAGGAUCUGGAGCAGCUGCGCAAUCACAUGCAGUGGAUGCACAAAGUGAAGAUUCACCCCAAGAUGAUCUACAACAGGCCGCCAUUGAAUUGCCAAAAGUGUCAAUUCCGCUUCUUCACGGAUCAGGGAUUGGAGCGGCACUUGCUAGGCUCUCAUGGCUUGGUCACAAGUUCUAUGCAGGAGGCUGCCAACAAGGGCAAGGACGCAGGUCGCUGCCCAGUUUGUGGAAGGAUGUACCAAUGGAAGUUGCUGAAUCACGUGUCGCGCGAUCACCACAUGACCCUGAAGCCCGCUCACCUGUCCUACAAGUGCACCGUUUGUACGGCAACCUUCGGCAUGUACAAGCAGUUCGAGACGCAUGUGUACACCGCUCACAGUACUGUGGCGCGGAAAGCGAUGGACAGCAAGAAGAACAGCGCGCAGUCCAGUGGGUCGGGAUCCGGAGCAGGGAUGUCGCGCAGUUCGCUGGGAGCGGCCAACGACUCGCUGCUGAAGCCGCUUAAGAUCAACGAUGAGAUCACCAUCAUCCCACAGCCCGCAUCGAAGCCACGCAUCACAAAUAUGGAGAGUCAUGUUAUAGAUUAAAUAGCGUGUUGGAUCAACCAAAAACCUAAUCUCGCAAAGUUUGCAGCAUCGACAGCGCUUUAACAUUAGUUUUGUUUUUAAGCCGAACGAGACCUUGCCACCCCAAGGUCACGCCCUUUUACUUCUGCAAAACGAAUUGUAUAAAGAGCAUGAGUUUAAACCGAAACCGAAGCUGAGGAGAAUGAGAAGGAGGAUGCGGAUGAGCAGAAUGGAGGGCCGGAGGGUUGGCCACCUGACCUGUGACCCCUGACUAAACUAAACUAGAGUAGCCCGUACUUGCUUCAGUUGAAGCGGCCACACACCAGCUACAGGAUACGCGAUACACAUAACGCUACGGCAUAGAUACAGAUACAGAUUACAGAUACAGAUAGAGAUACUAGUUACGGAUUUUAGUUACAUACGUUUUGGAGUGUGCACAUAAGUUGAAGUUGUAGCUACUACUAAAAUAUACCACGUACAUACAUAUAUAAUUAACUAUAUUUAAUGCAUAUUAUGAAGAAGCCGCCAGAGCGCCAUCGUCAGCAUGAUGAAUAUGUAAAUUAGUUAAAAACUAAACUAUUUAUACAAGAACUAAGAGUAUCCAAAUGUGUGUUGCAGUAUGUAUAUACAUUUUGAAUAGGUCCCCGCCCACGUAAUUGUCGCGCUUCGCUUUGAUCUCCCCUCGAAUCUUUCAGCUUUCUGUGCGAUUGAUUGGUGGACGAGGCAGUGGCGUGAUUCGGAGCGGAGCGGAGCGCGGGCUAGGACACUUCUACACUGAUCUGAGAGACGUUCGACAUUUUAUUUUUUGUGUACAAGUUUAAACUUAUGUUUAUAUUAUACAUUAUCUAUUAAUAUUAAAGUAUAUAUCAUCUAUUACCGCCUAAGACCCCAUGUACUACAGUUAUAAAGCAACCCAUACACACAACCAACCAACCAACCAAGCAACCAACAACAACAACAAACAAACUGAAAAUGAGAAAAUUAAAAACCUAGUUAAUACAAAGUG